UCCGUCAUCAUCAUCACCCACUCACUCGCUCUCAUUGUUUCUCUCUCUAAAACUUUUUAACAGAAAAAGUGCAGCAACAGCAGAUAAUUCCUAGAACCUUCGCUUGCUCACACAAUUCGGAUAUCUGUACACACAGAAUAAAGAGGAUUCUCACAGGUUGUCCGUUGCAAAAACUGAGCAUUUUGUAGAGAGGAAAUUGAACAAUAUACAAUUUCGGGUUCGAGAAAUUUGAUUUUAGAAGGUACAUGAGGAAGUGUAAGGAGAUUGGAGAAACCGCGUCUGUGGAGGUGGCGGAGGAAGGCUUAAGGAUGACCAGAGCUAGAACUACCCUAGCGGCGGCAAAGGCUGCUGCUGAGGAGUCGACGGAGAGAAAGAGAAAAGUUCGCGGAGGAGAAUUGGAGGUAGCCAGGUCCGAAGUUCCGCUAAAAUCUAUGCGUGUUGCCACGGUGCCGGAUAAUUCAGCUUCACCGGCGACUUCUGAAAAUUUAUCGUGCGCGAGCAUUAGCUCCAUUCAAGUUUUAGCACCUUGCUACUCGAGUAGAGAAUUGAGUGAGGUGGAUAAAGACAGUUUCAAUUCCCAAGAUCUGAAGAAUGAGAAUGAAGCGAGUGUUGAGGAGGUUGCAACAUCGACUGGUGAUUUGGUGGAUUGCAAUGAGAGUUACAGUAAAGAGAAGACUCCAUCCUUCGAGUUACGAUCCGAGUCAGGCGUGCUGGAAUCAACGGCGAAGCCACACGAGGUGAGUUCUCGCCGCUGCCCAGAGGCGGAGAAGUUGCCAUCUGAAGCGGAGCUUGAAGAAUUCUUCGCAGCCGCAGAAAAGGACCUCCAGAAAAAAUUUAUUGAUAAGUAUAACUAUGACAUAGUGAAAGACGAGCCAUUGGAAGGGCGCUAUGAGUGGGUUCAACUUCAAGUAAAGCCAUGAAGAAGAUAGAAAUUCUUUAUAACUCAAAACGCAAGAAGAUUAUUACACUGGCUAACUAUCUUCUCCACUGCUACAAUUCUUAUCUAUGAGUGAAGUAAAUCAAUUAGUAUUGUUGGUGCGUACCACUGGUUUAAUCUUAAUCCAUGUUUUAAAUAUUCUUCAAUGUAUAGCUAGUUCUCUCUUUCUUCCUAGUCUUGUUUGCAUAUAAUCUGCAAAUACUAAACUGUAGUCUGUAGAAAGAAGCUUCUGCUUCAAUAAAAUGGAAAUUCAAUCCUUUAAGGGAAAACAUUGAAGAACCAAAAGCUCCUUUUAUUUUUUAGUCCUAUUUUUCAUACCUGUCA
Molecule: messenger RNA, 1261 nt
Organism: Olea europaea var. sylvestris
Lineage: Eukaryota; Viridiplantae; Streptophyta; Magnoliopsida; Lamiales; Oleaceae
Product: cyclin-dependent kinase inhibitor 7-like
Exons: 4
Coding region: 246-920 (224 amino acids)
Biological process (GO): negative regulation of cyclin-dependent protein serine/threonine kinase activity
Cellular component (GO): nucleus
Molecular function (GO): cyclin-dependent protein serine/threonine kinase inhibitor activity
Source: RefSeq, a predicted model, not a curated record